ACGGUCUACGUGUAUUCUAUCUUUGUCAAUCCAAUUUCUUACAAUUGUCAGACUGCUGUCAUUUUACUAUAUAAGCGCAUUUUAAUAAUAAGUUAUAUCUAUCAUUUUCAUUAAGUACAGAAUCAUUUCUGCUGUACAAGCUUUACAUAAGUUGUCAUAAUGGCGGAUUCUAAAUAUUCUGAUUUACCUGGAAUUGCAUAUGAUCAAGUUGAUGUUUAUGAAACAACUGAUUUACCAGAGUCAGAACAAUUUGAAAUUUACUCAGAGGAUGAAUCAGAUUCCAUAGAAAAGUUACAUAUAAAUGCUAGAGAAGCUUUUAGUAAAUUUAGGACCAAGACAGUAGGAGAUACAAAAGUUGACUUUUCAGAUUCUAUUUCGCGUAAAUCAAGAACAGGUUACAAGUUUAGAGAUUAUGAACUUCCAGGUGAAGAUGAAAAAGAAACACCUAUUCAAAAAUAUCAACGCUUACAAUGCGAAGUAAAAGAAUUGUAUGAAGAAAUAAAUGCAUUGAAGGAAAAUGCAAAAGAAGAAAAUGAAGAAGUUAAAUCUGCAAUAGAUAUAAUUUCUCAAGUGGAGCAGUUAGGAAAAGAAAUAAAUGAUCUAAAAUUAGAGGAAUCUCUUGGUUCUGGUCUUAUGGAACUACUUUCAGAUCCUCAAGGAGCUAGAUUAAAGCAACUGAUAUCACAAAUAGAAGUAUUUAGAAACACUGGCAUUUCCAAGUCAGAAACAGAGAUAAAACCAGAUAUCACAGAAACAAAAGAAAUAUCUCCAUCUGGUGUUUUGGAAUACAAAAUGAUGUAUCUUCCAGAAAAAGCUAAGAUGCAAGAAAUUGCAAGAAUCGUGCAAUUAGAACAAAGAUUAUGUUGUCUUGAAAGUGUCAUUGGUACAUCUAAUGAAAAUUUUUCUGUUUUUUCUCGGAAUUUAAAAUGUCAAGGUAUAAUGGAUGCAGUACAACAACUAAGUGCAAAAGCUGCACUUUUAGAUACAAGUCAGCUAGAUGCCAUCGAAAGUAGAUUAUCUGCUUUGAUUUACAGGAUUGAUACUAUUGCUCAGAAGAAAUCUACUUUGACUCCUGAUUCAGAAUUAAAACAAAAGAUCGAAGAAAUGUAUAAAAUAGUAAAAAAGACAGAAAGUAUGUCAGAUAUUUUACCCCUAACUAUAAAUCGAAUGACAUCUUUGAGUACUAUACAUGAACAAGCUGCAAACUAUAGUAAGGCAAUGAAACAGUUUGAAGAUCUACAGAAACAAAAUACUCAAUUUAUGGACAGCAAUAAAUGUUUACUCGCGGGUGUACAAGAAAGUUUUGCAUCAAAUUUAGAAGUUAUAAAAAAUAAUAUAACGUCGCUUUCUGAACGUGUUGCAAAGCUUGACAAGUAAUCAAUAGCAGCUAAUUAAUCAUUUUAUUAAAAUUAUCAACGUUUUUAUAUUUAUUUAUUAAAACUAUAAAAUAGUAAAAAUUGUCAAUACUAUGUAUUAAUGUAAAAUAAAUUAUAUUCCUUAAAUUAA
Molecule: messenger RNA, 1506 nt
Organism: Vespula vulgaris
Lineage: Eukaryota; Metazoa; Arthropoda; Insecta; Hymenoptera; Vespidae
Gene: DCTN2-p50
Product: dynactin subunit 2
Exons: 9
Coding region: 160-1377 (405 amino acids)
Biological process (GO): mitotic spindle organization
Cellular component (GO): dynactin complex; cytoplasm; centrosome
Source: RefSeq, a predicted model, not a curated record